AUGUGCCCAUUGGCAUCUAGACUGAAGAAGAAGAAGACGAAGACGAAGACGAAGAAGACGACGAAGACGACGACGACGACGACGAAGAAGAAGAAGAAGAAGACGACGACGACGACGACGCAGCAGCAGCGGCAGCAGCAGCGUCCUGCUGUACAUUCUAAAGUGUAUCCUAAUGGGAAGAAGGUGGCACCGGCCCCUUCAGUGGCCAAGAAACAUGAGGCCAAGAAAGUCGUCAACCCCCUCUUUGAGAAGAGGCCAAAGAACUAUGGCAUCGGCCAGGACAUCCAGCCCAAGCGUGAUUUGACACGCUUUGUGAAAUGGCCUCGCUACAUCCGCCUGCAGAGGCAGCGCUCCAUCCUCUACAAGCGCCUGAAGGUUCCCCCAGCAAUCAACCAGUUCACCCAGGCCCUGGACCGUCAGACCGCCACACAGCUGUUCAAGCUGGCCCACAAGUACAGGCCAGAGACCAAGCAGGAGAAGAGGCAAAGGCUGCUGGCCCGCGCUGAGCAGAAGGCUGCUGGAAAGGGAGAUACCCCAACCAAGAGGCCCCCUGUCCUCCGUGCAGGUGUGAACACCGUCACCUCCCUGGUGGAGAGCAAGAAGGCCCAGCUCGUCAUCAUUGGCCACGAUGUGGAUCCGAUUGAACUCGUCGUCUUCCUGCCAGCUCUGUGCCGCAAGAUGGGCGUCCCAUACUGUAUUGUCAAGGGCAAGGCUAGACUGGGCAGACUGGUGCACAGAAAGACAUGCACUUCAGUUGCCUUCACACAGACUAACCCAUAAGGGUGCACUUGCCAAGCUUGUGGAAGCCAUCAAGACCAACUACAAUGACCGAUAUGAGGAGAUCCGUCGUCACUGGGGAGGUGGCAUCAUGGGGCCCCAAGUCCACAGCCCGCAUCACGAAGCUGGAGAAGGAAAAGGCCAAGGAACUGGAAACCAAGCUUUGUUAAAUUGUUUGGAAUAAAAAAAUGUAUGUCCUGUCAUCUGUUUAUUAUUUACGACAAAAUAAACAUUACUUCAGAACAAA
Messenger RNA from Scophthalmus maximus (turbot), 1024 nucleotides. Its product is annotated as 60S ribosomal protein L7a. NCBI's taxonomy places the organism in Eukaryota, Metazoa, Chordata, Actinopteri, Pleuronectiformes, Scophthalmidae. Bases 1 to 780 code for a protein of 259 amino acids. Gene Ontology annotation, biological process: ribosome biogenesis. Gene Ontology annotation, cellular component: ribonucleoprotein complex. The transcript has 9 exons. The record is from RefSeq and is a predicted model, not a curated record.